Molecule: messenger RNA, 1277 nt
Organism: Pygocentrus nattereri (red-bellied piranha)
Lineage: Eukaryota; Metazoa; Chordata; Actinopteri; Characiformes; Serrasalmidae
Product: zona pellucida-like domain-containing protein 1
Exons: 11
Coding region: 66-1277 (403 amino acids)
Cellular component (GO): cell surface
Source: RefSeq, a predicted model, not a curated record
GCAAGGACAAGGAAAGCAGUGAGGAUGAUCUAAUGUAAGGUCUGAUCUCAUCCACUACUGGGAAGAUGCUUCUCCAGCUGUUACUUGUCCUUAUCGGUGCUACCACAGUUACCAGCCAGUUAAUAGCAGCAAACUGCUACCUGUACUUGAGACGACCAGAGUACACAGACAUUGCUGUGGAAUGUGGCACUAAUUCCAUUGACCUGGCUAUACAGAUUUGUCCAGCUGUCUACACUGGCUACAAUGAGUCUUUGCUUUUCAUCAACAACGUUACAGAUGACCCAACCUGCAGAGGCACUCUGGAUACUUCAGUGGCUCCUCCAGUGCUUCGCUUCAACUUCCCCAUUAACCAGACUAAUGCCUGUGGCAGCACUUUCAAGACCACCAGCGCUCCAGGCACUGGAAUAUUCUCCGACUUUUCCACCAUCCAGACAGUAAACAUCAGCGGCGUGGUGCGAUCGUAUGACCCUACAAUAGGCACAGUGACAUAUAAUGCUGAGCUGAAGUACUUUUAUUCGUGUGCCUAUCCUCUGGAGUACCUGAUCAACAACACACAGAUGGAUGUGUCUUCAACUUCUGUCGCAGUGAAGGACAACAAUGGCAGUUUCAUCAGCACGCUGAGCCUCCGGCUCUUCAGCGAUGUAAACUUCACCAAACUCCUGGAUAUCCCUCAUCUGGGGAUUGAGCUAAGGACUAAUGUAUUUGUGCAGGUCCAUGCCACCAAUCUCACCUCCCAGUACUUUGUGUUGCUGGACAGGUGUUAUGCUUCCACAUCACUUAACCCAAACAACAUUGCCUUCCAUAACCUCUUUAUACCGUGCUUUAGUGAUGAGAUGACCAACAUGAUUGAGAAUGGUGUGAGUAAUCGAGCACGGUUCUCCUUCCCUGCUUUCCGCUUCAUAGAGCAACAGAACCAGACGAUCUCCACCUACUACCUGCACUGCAUUACACGACUGUGUGAGAAGACUAUCUGCAGAACAUACAGGCUAUGCCUUAAUGGCAGAAAGAGGCGAGACGAGGGGUCUGCUUCUUCUCUUCAAGAUGGAGUCUCAGAGUCUGCCACCCUCACCUCUCCUGCCAUCAUUACCAGAACAGAGAGCUCUCAGCCAUUGAAUGUGCAAGACACAUCUGGCACUCAGACUAGCUCUGCUUCCUCUGCUGCGGUGGGCGUGGUGGUGGGCAUGGUGGUGUUCAUCUGCAUUAUGAUUAUUGGGAUAGCUGCAGUUUACAUCAGGAGGCUCAUAUGUUCUACAGCUUCUAAAAUGUAUUAUGGUUAA